This is a messenger RNA of Rattus norvegicus (Norway rat), 1874 nucleotides long. It is a transcript of the gene A4gnt, whose product is annotated as alpha-1,4-N-acetylglucosaminyltransferase. Bases 197 to 1225 code for a protein of 342 amino acids. The record is from RefSeq and is marked validated. NCBI's taxonomy places the organism in Eukaryota, Metazoa, Chordata, Mammalia, Rodentia, Muridae. Gene Ontology annotation, molecular function: hexosyltransferase activity; UDP-glycosyltransferase activity; acetylglucosaminyltransferase activity. The transcript is spliced from 3 exons. Gene Ontology annotation, cellular component: membrane.
CUCUGUGUGGCUGAAUUGGAAGAUUGGGCAGCGUGAGUUAUCAGAAUGUAUACAGGAAAAACGUGUCCUUACUUCUAAGACCUCAGAUACUGGCGAACUGCAAGUCUCUGGCUGAAAAGUUGUCUCCAUCAGGACCACCAGGGCGGAUUCUAAUGAACUCUGUUGCUUGCAGGAGAGGCUGGAAGGACUGGAGGACAUGCUGAAGGAACUUCACCUCUCCCUGUCCCUGGUCCUGGUGUUUGCCUGUGGCCUGCUCUACCAGCUCACCCUGAGGUCUCAGUGCUUCUUUGCUUGUCUGCCUCCUUUCACAUCUCCACAGGGCCUGGAAGGCCUCCUGAGGAACGGACGAAGCAUCGUGUUUAUAGAGACCUCCGAGAGGCUGGAGCCGCCUCCACUGGUCUCUUGUGCUGUGGAGUCUGCUGCUAAAAUCUAUCAGGAGCAGCCCAUCCUCUUCUUCAUGAAAGGGCUCAGCAACGCUACACAGAUGACUUCAAAUACCAGCAGCUACCCAGCCUUCUCCCUCCUCUCGGCCAUUAACAACGUUUUCUUCGUGCCUUUGGACAUGAAAACCCUGUUUGAAGACACACCCUUGUUUUCGUGGUACACCAAAGUCAACAGCAGUAGAGAGAAACACUGGCUCCAUGUCAGCUCUGAUGCAUCCCGCCUGGCUAUUAUCUGGAAGUACGGUGGCGUCUACAUGGACACCGAUGUCAUCUCUAUCAGGCCCAUCCCCGAGGAGAACUUUCUGGCAGCCCAGGGCUCCCAACACUCCAGUAACGGGGUAUUUGGGUUCCUUCCCCACCACCCCUUUCUGUGGGCCUGCAUGGAGAACUUUGUUGAGCACUACAACUCAGGCAUUUGGGGCAACCAAGGUCCCAAACUGAUGACAAGGAUGCUAAAGAUAUGGUGUAGACUUAAAGACUUCCAAGGGUUGGGUGACCUGAAGUGUUUGAAUAUUUCUUUCCUCCAUCCCCAGAGAUUUUACCCCAUCCCCUAUCCGGAGUGGAGACGUUACUACCAAGUGUGGGACAGAGAUCUGAGCUUCAACGACUCCUAUGCACUGCAUCUGUGGAACUUUAUGAACCGAGAGGGCAAGACUGUGGUUAGAGGGAGCAACAGUCUGGUGGAAAAUCUCUAUCAAAAGCACUGUCCUAAGACUUACAGGGUUCUGAUUCAAGGUGCAGAAGGGACAGUGUCCAGGAAGUCAGGCAAAGGUAACAGAUAGAGAACUGCUGCUGCUGUGGGAAACUGGAUGCUUUCUGGGCUGCCCAACUCUUGCAUGGUCUACAUCGUCUCUAGAGGCUCAUCCACUUCUUUAGGACUAACUUUGUCUGGUCAUAACAGCAGGCUUCCAAAGAAAAGUGGCUGUAAGCACAGAAGUUUAUUUAUUCUUCACUGAACAGCAAGUCUGAGGGCAGAUAAUUUAGGAAAGGUAUUUAACAGUGGCCAUUGGAAGCCCAUGCUAGAAUCUUUCUGUUUGUUUUCCUGCUGUCUGUAGUCCAUGCUCAUGUGGCUGCUAGACCUACAGCUCAUCAUGUGGCUAUGCCAGACAGUAGCAUGGCAGAGGGAGGAAAGAAAAUGCGUUUCAUAAGACUUUAUGCAAGUACUGUGUAAGUGCAAAUACCAUGUAUCUCCCUGGCUAGAUUGUAGCUGCAAGAGAGGCUGGUAGGUAGCUAGCAGGUUUGUUUACUGUUCUAUUUUUAUUAAAUAUUGUUAAGAUUAAUUUUAACACCUGUCAGAAUGGAGGGACCUGGUUGCUGUUGUUGUUGUUGCUUUGAUUUUUGAGACAGGUUCUCACUAUGUAGAUCGGGAGAGCAUCCAAUUCACAGAGAUCCUCCUGCCUCAUGCUGGGAUUAAAGGCAUGUGGCAUCCUA